AUGGUGGCACAGAGACGCCAAAAUGGAGAGAGCAGUGCAGAUAGAUUCUUGGAUCUGAUUUCAGACCCUUUCCAGGCUGAGGUCCAGCAGAACUCCAUCUACGCCGCCAUCGUAUACUCCUUUGUUGUAUCCGGCCUGCUGGUAAUCGUCUUCUGCUUCCUCCGACCGCGAAACUCAAGAGUCUAUGCUCCCCGCGCGAAACAUGCAGACGAGAAGCACCGGCCGAUACAGUUGGACAAGAAGCCAUUAAGUUGGCUGUCUGCCAUCAAAAAUGUGAAAGAGCAGGACUUGGUGGACAAGAUUGGUCUCGAUGCCGUCGUCUUCCUAAGGUUCCUCCGCAUGGUCCGCAACAUUUUCCUCGUGUUGACAGUCAUCGGCUUGGUCCUGCUGCUACCCAUCGAUGUCGCCGGAGGCGCGUCGUUCUACAAGCAGUGGAACAAUAUUGCGACGCUCAUGAAGUUUACGCCGCAGUAUAUCUUCGGGAAGAAGUUUUGGGCAUACGUCUUUUUUGCCUAUGUAAUCCAGGCCACCGUGUGCUUCUUCCUAUGGAGAAACUAUAUCGCUGUUCUGAAGCUUCGACGGGCUUACUUCAACACCGACGAAUACAAGUCUAGUCUGCACGCCCGGACGCUUUUACUUACACAUGUCCCCGAAUCUUACCGAACCGAUGCAGGACUUGUUACUCUGAUAGAACAAGCGAAGCCGAUUGACACGGUUCCCCGAGCAGUCAUUGGCCGGAACGUCAAGGAUCUGCCCAAGUUGAUUGAAGCCCAUGAAGAGUCGGUUCGCAAACUCGAGAAACACCUGGCCAACUACCUGAGCAAUCCAAACAGACUGCCCGCGACACGACCGACCUGCAAAGCAGCAAAAGACGACGUGGCAGUCUAUGGCAAGGGCAAACUGGACGCAAUCGAAUAUCUCACCGAACGCAUCUCAAGACUGGAAAUCAAGAUCAAAGAAGUACGAGAAACCGUGGAUAUGCGCAAUCCCAUGCCUUAUGGUUUUACUUCGUAUGAGCACAUCGAGGACGCCCACGCAGUCGCAUAUGCUGCCAGAAAGAAAGGCCCUGGCGGUUGCGACGUCUACCUUGCUCCAAAACCACAUGAUCUCUUGUGGCAGAAUCUUGGCAUGAGUCGAAGGAAACGAGCCAUACGUGCGUUCUGGGAUGGGCUAUGGAUAGUGCUGUUCACCAUUGCCUUUAUCGUUCCUAACAUACUCACAUCGGUUUUCCUGUCCGACUUUCCACAUCUCGGACUGGUUUGGCCAGCGUUCCAGACAAACCUUGCUGCCCAUCCGACGGGCUGGGCGAUUGCUCAGGGUAUUCUGGCGCCACUUGUUCAAACGCUCAUGUAUAUGGGGGUCCCCGUGGUCUUCCGCCGUCUGUUCACCCACUCUGGUGAUGUCUCCAAGACAUCGAGGGAGCGCCAUGUGACAGCUCGACUGUACUCCUUUUUCGUCUUCAACAAUCUGCUGGUUUUCUCCGUCUUCGGAUCUGCUUGGCGCUUUGCUGCUGCAGUUAUCGCUGCCCAUGACAAAGGCGUCUGGCAAGCCAUCCAGGAUAACCACCUCUUCUCCAAGAUCAUGUCGGGGCUGUGUAAUGUGUCUACGUUUCGGCUUACCUGGCAGAUGCAGCGCAAUCUUGGUGCUGCUAUUGACCUUUCUCAAGCCUGGGUGUUCCUGUGGAGCUGGAUCCAGCGCACAUUUUUCUCGCCAACACCUCGUGAGCUCAUUGAGCUCAGUGCGCCACAGCCAUUUCCAUAUGCCGACUACUACAACAACUACCUCUUUGUAGCUACAGUUGGCCUUUGUAUGGGCACACUGCAGCCAAUCAUCUUCCCAGUCACAGCAUUCUACCUCACCAUGGACUGUGUCUUUAAAAAGUACCUACUUCAGUAUGUCUUCAUCACCAAGACUGAAUCCGGCGGUAGAUUCUGGCGUCUUCUCGUCAACCGUACGCUCGUUGCGGUAGCUCUGGCCAAUGCAGUUAUUGCCUUGGUAGUUGGGGCCAAUGGCGUGGGAUCAAUCAACCUCGAUACUAUCCAGUAUGGAACCGGCAACUUGCUCUUUGCCAUGAUCCCACUUCCGUUUCUCCUGUUCGGCUUCAAGUGGUACUGCAAGCGGACUUUUGACGACAAACUGGUGUACUACGCCACGCUGCCAUACUCGGAUGUGGAAGGCGCACACGCCUCUGAUAUCUCAAAGCAAAAAAGGAACAACAAGCUGCUUACCCGAUUUGGCCACCCUGCACUCUACAAAAAAUUGCUCACGCCCAUGGUACAUGCCAAGUCUCAACACCUCCUCAAAGAAGUGUAUGGAAACCGCUCAAAUGCAGACCGCGAUAUCUUCGGCGCGCCGCAUCGUCGAUCGAGCGACCGGGCCAUCCCGGCCACGCCAGGCUACGAACGAUUUGGUGACUUUGUCAUGACCGAACUGGACUCCAGUCAGCCCGGAAAACAUACCGGCACUCCAGAGAUUCCACAUGUGGAAGUCGUAUCCGAGUCAGAGCUCGAUUUCGAAAACUUCAAAAAGCGCGCAGAGUUCCGGGACGAGUUUGGCGGUGACGGCGAGUUGUACGGGCGGCCCAAUGAUGUAUCUCGUCCAGGAACGCCUUCUACAUUUACCACGUUGACGGGCGUGGGUCCCUACGGCCGGCGGCCGGAUUCUGCGGCGGGACCGCGCUCAUCGAGCCUCACGCGCUUUGGUGAUGGUGCCGAGUUCGAGCAGGGGACCUCGUAUGCCAAGGGCUACCAGCGGCCGGGCGACGAGUUUGCAGAAGUCGAUAGUCUGGCUCCUCCGUUUGACGAGGAUGCUGCGUUGCAUAGUAUGAGUAGUCGGCAGCCGCUUGUUGGUGCCGAGAGAAGGGGGAGCGGCAGCGCUGCGGGGGAGGGACGUGUUGAUGUCGCAGCGCACGACGACGAUACCAGUUACGACCGUUUUAGAGGCCUGAGAUGAAUGCCUUGGUACAGGUAUAGCGACGAAUGGGAAUACCCUGCGAGUGAAUGAAUCUUCACAAGCCCUUGCCCAGCUAUUUUUAACAAAGAAGAAAGAAGAGAAAAAGUGGCAUGUUGCUGCUGUGUGAAGUUGGUUUUGAGCCUGGUCUCGAUAGCCGC
Molecule: messenger RNA, 3110 nt
Organism: Exserohilum turcica Et28A
Lineage: Eukaryota; Fungi; Ascomycota; Dothideomycetes; Pleosporales; Pleosporaceae
Exons: 3
Coding region: 1-2952 (983 amino acids)
Cellular component (GO): plasma membrane
Molecular function (GO): calcium-activated cation channel activity
Source: RefSeq, a predicted model, not a curated record